CUCGCUACUGCGGAAAUGGCGCUUGCGUCGGCGGGCUGCCUCGUGGCUUGUAUGAGAGGCUAUAACGGCAGCACGAACGAGAAGCUUGGUCUCAUCGACCGAGACUUCGGUGGACAGGGAGUGGUAGUUGGCAGCACCAAUACACAGCUAGGCCAUAGCAUCGUCGGGGCUGGUGAUUCGCCGUCCAUUGGUGAACAAUUUGCCGACCAAUCAUUGGGAAAAGUGUUGUCGAAAUAUCCAAUGGAAGUCGUUAAGAUGGAGCAGCAGCAGCUGACCACGACGGAUGGGCAGCAGGUGACCGUGAUGCAGGCAGUGCAGGGCGGGCAGCCCGUGCAGGUCCUGCAGGUCGGCCAGGGUCAGGUCCUUCAGGGAAGCGGCGGCCAGCAGAUCAUGCUGCAGACCCUCCCGCAAGGCACCCAAACCAUUCAGAUGGCUCCGGGCAACAUCCAGGUGCUGCCUAUGUCUGCUAUCCAGGGCUCGACCGGCACUCAGCAAAUCGUCCUGCAGCAGCAACCCCACCUGAUUCAGACCUCUGACGGACAGACCUUCAUCUAUCAACCUAUGGUGGAAAAUCAGGGCGGAGUUGUCCAACAGACACAGCCAACAGUUAUCAAUCUAAAUGGAAACAUCCUACAAAUCGCAAACCCGAGUCAAAGCGCCAGCUCGAGUCAGCAAACGCAGGCACAAGCGACCACAAGCACUGCUUCCGCCACAAUUCCUCAAAGUCUCAGCAACGGCAAUUAUGUCAUGCAAGUGGUCCCAAACAGCUCGUCGAACUCAACUAACGUAGCCAGUUUCCAAAGAAUGCCGAUUGCUACAAAUGAGAUCCUUGAGGAAGAGCCACUCUACGUGAACGCCAAGCAGUACAGGCGGAUUCUGAAAAGACGGCAAGCUCGAGCUAAACUCGAGGCAGAGGGAAGAAUACCGAAAGAGAGGCCGAAAUAUCUCCAUGAAUCAAGACAUAGACACGCCAUGAACAGAAUAAGAGGGGAAGGCGGACGGUUUCACUCAGGCUCUUCCAAAAAGAGACGAAACGCAGAGGCGAAAGCUGCAGCCGCCGCCGCUGCUGCUGCUGUGAACGCGGCCCAGCUGGGCCAACAGGGAGACCCAAAUGCCGCAACCCUGACCAACAACACUUUGGUUAUUGAGGUGCAGCCGGGCGGCAACUUUGACUUGCAGGGCAUGUGAGAUACGGGCCAGCAGGAGCUGAUUGUUCCUACCACUGCAGACAAUUUGAAAAACUUCGUAAUGGUGUUGCAAAGCGGUGGACUCGUAGCAGGAUCGCUCGUUUGAUUGAGCAAUCCGUGCGCCAGAGUGGACAGUGUGCUUGGUUGGUCGAAUAUCUGCUUGAGUGACCUGAAAAUUAUGAUACAUUUUGUGUAAUAACUGUAUUUUUCCCAUGGGAUGAACGAUUUUCUUAAGUAAAUGCAAUUUUACGGAGAUCAGAGUGUGUUAUGAUUCCAAAUUUAAAUUAUUGAAAUUCUUUUACGCGUAAAAUGUUUGAAGAUGCUCGCCAGAGAUGUGAUUUACUUCACUAAUAAUGUUGUACCUACCUUGGUUCUUCAGUUACGAGUGUCAAGAAAAUGUUUAUUUUUUCAAAUAAGGACGUAUUAGAGUAGGAACCUUAAGUUCUUUUGCCAGGAGUUUAAAACUUCUUUGUAUCCAGUUCGCAAUCUACUCCUGAUUUGAAGCGUAUCUUGCCAUUUUCUGGUAAGGUGGAUGGUCGAGUAUUAUUUUUUUUAGUUUAAAACUCGUUGGUAGCAAAAUUGGUCAUAAAUUGUACAUAUGCGCAAGAGCGCAAACUGAUCUCUACCCGCAGCACAAAUUCCACAUGCAUUCAAAAUUGAUUAUUUUAAUACUUCACUUUAAAAUUAUAUCAUAAUAACGCUGUGAAUGCACGGCAUCUCCACCAAAUCUAAUGUACAACUUUCAAUCUAACAAAUUAGAUAGCAUCUAAUUGUGCCCUGACCCUAAGCAAAGCAAAAGGAAAGAAUGAAAUUGUAGCACCUGGAGGGACAGGGAAAAGAAGACUUGAGGUGAAUGAUGAUGAAUUUAAGUGAAACGGACUAAUAGUGCUCAUUAUUGUUUUGCUCAUUUCGCUGUUUGAACAAGAAAUUGAACCAUUCUUACUAAAUGCACUAGGAUUGCAUGACAAUAAAGGUUAAUCACAGAAAACACUUUUGAAUAAAA
Molecule: messenger RNA, 2190 nt
Organism: Cloeon dipterum
Lineage: Eukaryota; Metazoa; Arthropoda; Insecta; Ephemeroptera; Baetidae
Gene: Nf-YA
Product: nuclear factor Y-box A
Exons: 6
Coding region: 16-1188 (390 amino acids)
Biological process (GO): regulation of transcription by RNA polymerase II
Cellular component (GO): CCAAT-binding factor complex
Molecular function (GO): DNA binding; DNA-binding transcription factor activity, RNA polymerase II-specific
Source: RefSeq, a predicted model, not a curated record